AUGCGCAAAUUGAUCAAACAACAUGAAGAGAAAGAACAGAAGAGUACCGUUGAUGAGCCUACUGAAGGAGCUAUUCCUACAUAUUUGUUGGACAGACAGAAGCAAGCUGUUGGCAAAGCGAUUUCUUCGGCUAUUAAACAAAAGCGCAAGGAGAAAGCUGCGAAAUAUCAAGUGCCAUUACCAAAAGUUAAAGCGGUUAGUGAUGCAGAAGCUUUCAAAGUAGUCAGCACAGGAAAAAGUCGAAGAAAGGGUUGGAAAAGAAUGGUCACUAAAGUAACCUAUGUUGGCGAGACGUUUACAAGGAAACCGGCGAAAUUUGAACGUUUUAUUCGACCAAUGGGAUUACGAUUUAGAAAGGCGCAUGUAACUCAUCCCGAAUUGCGUACAACUUUUUGCUUGUCAAUAACUGGUGUUAAAAAGAAUCCGUCUUCACAACUUUAUACUUCGCUUGGUGUAAUAACUAAAGGAACAAUUAUUGAAGUAAAUGUCAGUGAACUUGGAAUGGUAACUCAAGGUGGAAAAGUUGUUUGGGCUAAAUAUGCACAAGUAACAAAUCAUCCAGAAAAUGAUGGAUGUAUUAAUGCACUUUUGUUGAUUUAA
This is a messenger RNA of Meloidogyne enterolobii, 600 nucleotides long. NCBI's taxonomy places the organism in Eukaryota, Metazoa, Nematoda, Chromadorea, Rhabditida, Meloidogynidae. The record is from the annotation of a GenBank genome assembly.